Molecule: messenger RNA, 1132 nt
Organism: Anolis sagrei ordinatus
Lineage: Eukaryota; Metazoa; Chordata; Lepidosauria; Squamata; Anolidae
Gene: CEBPE
Product: CCAAT enhancer binding protein epsilon
Biological process (GO): regulation of transcription by RNA polymerase II; DNA-templated transcription
Molecular function (GO): DNA-binding transcription factor activity, RNA polymerase II-specific; RNA polymerase II cis-regulatory region sequence-specific DNA binding
Source: RefSeq, a predicted model, not a curated record
GGGAACAAGGCUCAGACAGAGACAGAGGAGAAAGCAGGAAAGAUAGAAAGUGAGCAGAAAAGGGCGGAAAGGGACAGAAAAUUUUAACAAGAAAAGACGAGUGAAAUCCUUCAUCUGGGAGAACAAGCAACCAAGAAAAACAAAGGAGAACAAAUCAGGAUCAAAACCAAGUCGAAGAACAAAAUUAGGCAAACCUGAAGUGCUUCAAAAGAAGAAACGGAGGACUAAAAAACAGAACCUGGGAGAGGAGAGUUAAAAUAUACACCGGCACUAAACAAGUACGCUGGUGCCAGUGGUUGUCCAAGGAGAGAAGGAAAACACCAGGGAACUGAGAAUUGCAGCUCAGUGCCAUGUCCCAAGGAGGAUAUUUUGAGAGCGAGCGGCACUACCAAGCCCUGGAAGUACCUCCUGCAAGGCCUGCUGGCACCGACCUGGGCCCAAUCUGUGAGUCUGAGUUGGCGUCAUACAUCGGAGAUGAACAGCUGCUCUCAGAAUUGCUCCAAGGGGCUCAGCACAGAGGCCCCAAAGGCACUCCAUUUCCCAACUACUUCCCCAUGGAGCCGUACCCCUUCCUCUCUUAUGGAGGGGAGCGCAAAGGCCUGGGACCCUUGGACCCACGUUCCGUCGCUGUCAAGGAGGAGCCGCGAGGAAGCGAAGCUGGACGGGUGGGCGGACGUCACCCAUACAAUGCCAUGCACUUCCCAGGUGCCCACUGUGCCCAAGUGGCCCUUGGACAGCCAGGCGGGCGUGCCGGACAAGCUCUGAGAGUGCUCAAGGGUCCACCUUGCAGCCCCUCUCCCCCCUGUGGCACCCCGAAAGGGAAGAAGUCGGUGAAUAAAGACAGCCUGGAGUACCGCCUGCGUCGAGAGCGCAACAACAUUGCUGUGCGGAAGAGUCGUGACAAGGCCAAGCGCCGGGUGAUGGAGACGCAGCAGCGCAUGGUGGAGCUCCUUGGCGAGAAUGAGAGGCUGCGCAGCAGGGUGGAGCAGCUCAUGCAGGAGACGGAGACCCUCCGUGACAUUUUCCGACAGGUGCCCGAGGCCGCCGGGCUGAUCAAAGGCCUUGGGGGCUGCAGCUGAAGUUGGAUGUGGGGCCUAGGUGGUGGUGGUGGGGAGGGCAGGGAGGGAGCAGC